CGGAGGGGCGGAGCGGUUCUCCUCACCGGGCGGUGUCAGCUGAAGAAAACGGAGACACAGCAGCAGAGAGAGGCCGACACACAGGGAGACACAGGGAGACACAGGGAGGUGACUGUUGUACUGAAUCACACCAGCGGACUUCAGGUGUCAGCAUGUCGACUAGUGUCAGCGCUGAGGAGGUGGAGGAGAUCAGGGAGGGCUUCCAGAAAGUGGAUGUGGAUGGUAAUGGCUACAUCUGUGCCUCCGAACUUGGUGAUCUCUUCCGCGAGGUGGGCUGUCCUUUGCCCGGAUACCAGAUCAGAGAACUCCUUCAGAAGCUGGACAGAGACAACGACAGCCGUAUCAACCUUGAAGAGUUCACGGCUAUUUUCCAGGAUAUGAAGGAUGACCGCUUGGCCCAGGGCUUCAGGAAAGCUCUGAACAAGAAAGAAGGCAUCUUAGCCAUCGGGGGCACCAGCGAGAUCUCCAGUGAAGGAACUCAGCAUUCAAUCUCUGAGCAGGAGCGCUACGCCUUUGCCAACUACAUCAACUCUGCUCUGGAGAAGGAUCCAGACUGUAAACACGUCCUGCCCAUCAACCCCGAGACAGAGGCUCUGUUUAAAGCCGUGGCAGACGGCAUCAUACUUUGUAAACUCAUCAACCUGUCUGUUGCUGACACCAUCGAUGAGAGAACCAUCAAUAAAAAGAAACUCACAGCUUUCACCACGCAGGAGAAUCUGAACUUGGCUCUUAAUUCCGCCUCAGCCAUCGGCUGCCAGGUCGUCAACAUCGGAGCUCAGGAUCUGAAGGAGGGAAAACCUCACCUGGUGCUUGGACUCCUCUGGCAGAUUAUCAAGAUAGGACUGUUCGCUGACAUAGAGCUGAGCCGCAAUGAAGCCAUAGCAGCGCUGCUGGAGGAAGGGGAGAGUCUGGAAGAGCUGAUGAAACUCAGUCCUGAGGAGCUGCUGCUGCGCUGGGCCAAUUUCCAUUUAAAGAAAGUUGGCAUGUCCAUAUCAAACUUUUCUGGAGAUAUUAAGGACUCCAAGGCGUACUUUCACCUGCUUGAGCAGAUUGCUCCAGACGGCACCAAAGAGGACGUUCCACGGAUUGAGAUCGACAUGUCUGGUUCUUUUGAGAAGGAUCCGACAAAGAGAGCAGAGUAUAUGCUCAAACAGGCCGACCGCCUCGGCUGCAGACAGUUUGUGACCGCCACUGAUGUCGUGUCUGGAAACGCAAAGCUCAACAUGGCCUUCGUAGCCACGCUCUUCAACAAACACCCGGCUCUCACCAAACCAGAGGACCAAGACUGGAACCUGGAGAGCGAGACCAGAGAGGAGAGAACUUUCAGGAACUGGAUGAACUCUCUCGGAGUCAAUCCACAUGUCCACCAUAUCUACGGUGAUCUGCAGACAGCCAUGGUGAUUCUCCAGCUUUAUGAAAAGAUUAAAGUGCCAGUGGACUGGGACAGAGUCAACUACCCUCCAUACAAGGGAGGAGCAGGGCAUUUAAAAAAGAGGGAAAACUGUAACUAUGCCGUGGAUCUGGGUAAGAAGAAAGCUGGUUUCUCCCUGGUGGGAAUUGGUGGACAGGACCUCUACGACGGGAAUCCAACACUAACUCUGGCCGUGGUGUGGCAGCUGAUGAGGAGGUACACGUUAAAUGUUCUUGAAGACCUUGGAAGUGGAGAAGCUGCAGGAGAUGAGUUGAUCAUUACGUGGGUCAACAAGACUUUGGCUGACGCUGGCAAGACUUCCUCUAUCAAAAGCUUUAAGGACAAAUCGAUCGCUACCAGUAUGCCAGUUCUGGACCUGAUUGAUGCCAUUCAGCCAAAGAGUGUGAACUUUGAACUGGUCCAGACAGGAGAUCUGUCAGACGAAGACAAACUAAACAAUGCCAAGUAUGCCAUCUCCAUGGCGAGGAAGAUUGGGGCGAAAGUCUACGCCCUGGCUGAGGACCUGGUAGAGCUCAACCCUAAAAUGGUGAUGACCGUCUUCGCCUGCCUGAUGGGGAGAGGCAUGAAGAAGGCUUAAAGGAGACACACACACACACACACACACACACACACACACACACACACACACACACACACACACACAUGCUGACCGACUGUCUUCAGUUAUUCUGCAUAAGCCAAGUUCUGGGUCUGCCCAGUGCAUGCUGGGAUAGACUCCUAAUACAUGAAUAAAAGGUUUUGUUUCUUUAAAUGUGAAGGCUGUGAUACAUCGGGACCAUUUAGAGACAAUGACCAUGAGAUGAUAGAUGGUAGAUAGGUGCCGGUUCUUUCUCAGCAUUUCAGGGUUUUGUUGUUUUCUUGAUCCCUAAUGAGACAUUACUGUACCUCAAUCUUGUUGCAUUGCCUCCAAGUUUCCCAUGUGCCACUGCCUCAUGAUAUACCGACUGCGUUCUGCUGUAUCUUCCAAUGUGCCAGCCAAUUCACAGUUUGAGCAUUUAUUGUACUUAAGCCAUAAUACGGUAUUCUUUACUGAAUAACUUUUGGCCUUUUUUAUAUAUGACCAAAGCUGUGCUAGACUAUAGGUAGUUCAUGUCAUCACACUAGAAACUGUAAAACGUUUAAGUCCAUUAACUCACCCAUCAAUACUGAUGUCAUUAAGGUAGUUUUAAUGGGAUUUUAAGGGGAUUUUAUCAGAUAGAUUGAUGGAUGUAAUAUAUCUGUAACUUUCAUGAGGAACACAUUCAGGUAUUUUUAGUGGAUUAUCUCUAACCUCCUGAGCCCUAGCCCUAUCCCUCAGGAAAAAAACGCCUAAAAUAACUACCCAAAAUGAAUCAGGAAUAGCCCCUCAACCAUAAGGCUUAUAUGCAUAUAUGUGGUCUCUUUUGAAAGGUAAGAAGCUAAGGAAUAUGAAUAAAUUGUAAGUAAACUAAACUAUUUCAUCAUGGAGAUUACAAUGGAGAUGCAGUAUAGGAAAAAAAUACGAUUUUCAUCAUCUGGAUUGUAUUUCUCCUCUUUGGUGAAAUACUUUGACAAGAAUAAAGAUUUAUGUCAGUCUGACUGUAAAAUGUGAAGUUUGACUGUUUGGUUGCUCCAUUCCCUGUGUGUGUGAUCCAAGUAGAGGUGCGUUCAAGUGCAUUGGAAAGCUUGGAAUUUCUAGUUUCCAGAGAAACUACGCAUGACAUUGUAGCCUUAUGAAAAAAUGAUCACAGAUCUUUUGAUCGCAACUUGUUCUUAUAUUUACGAAGUACAUUUCUGUACAACUUUAUUGUUAAAAUCCUUCGUAAUAAGACAUAGUUUGGACAACAUGCAGUUGGUUUACGGAUUCUGAAAACUGAAGGCCUCAGGUUUUCAAAAUGGUGUAACAUUCAUAUGUUCUAUAAAUAGAUGAUGAAAUGGAGGUGUUUUCUAACUACGUCACGGGUUGCCCCCGGUACUGGGGGCUCACGGGUUCUAGAGGCUAAGGACAUUUUAAGAACUUUUUUUUUAUUUGGUCAAACUGACCAAAUACCAUGAAUGCCUUACCUUAUUUUAAAUUUCAACACAGGUCUUAAUUUUUCAAUGAAGGUUUCAUGCGUUUUGGUAACUUGCAGAUAAUCCAUUAAAAACCCAUUGAUAUGAAAUAUAUCAAUACAUCUAUCAAUUAAUUGACCCCAAACUAAUUUAUGCAGAAAACCCAUUAAAAAUCCCAUCAAAUAUUAUAAUCCAUUCAUUUGUCCAUUAUGAAACCAAAAAAAUCUGGUGUAUUAAAUACCUGAAUACUGCAUAAGAAUCCCAUAUAAUGGCAUUUAUUUGCACCUGAAAAUAUUUCAGACCCCUAAAUCAAAAGCCAACCUUAAAAACCUUGAAAUGAUAUAAGUAGUCACAGCUCCCAUUUUAGAAAAAUAGAAGCAGAGUUUAUUUUGUUUAUUCCGUCUAUGCAGCAGUUUCUUUUCUAAAUUGUGUACAUCUGAAUUGUAACAUGUCAAAGCUGCUACUGCUUUCAUAUAAACUCAAUAAAACAGAAGAUGGUGUAUACCUGCAGUGUAUGUGUUCCCCUUCAUAAUCAAAAUACUGUCUGGAGAUGAUUCCCACAUUAUUCAUACAGGAACAGAACAUGUGGAUUUGACCCAUGUAAACAAUGUCAUGAAUUCAGAUUGUUCGGUUGCUUGCAAACAGCCAUGACUGAAAUAUGACUUCAGGUGUAAAAAAAAAAACAUUCUAAGACAGAUUUCUAAUUCUGUAUUAGUCUAAAAUAUUAAUAUUUGUUUGCCUUAAUGCUGCAUUUGAUUAUGUGGAUAUCCAGGUUUGUUGCUGCUGAUGUUAACAUUCCACUAUUGUUCUGUUUUUUUUUCUUUUAUCCAAAAUGUUUCUUUAUUGGCCCCUUUGGAUUGACCCUCUGGGCCAAAUAAUUGCUUUACAUGAUAGCAAUACUUCCACAAAGUCAGUAUGUACAAUCAGAUCAAUAAUGUUCAAUAAAAGCAUUUUUCCAUA
This is a messenger RNA of Sebastes umbrosus (honeycomb rockfish), 4402 nucleotides long. Its product is annotated as plastin-3-like. The coding region runs from base 153 to 2009 and encodes 618 amino acids. Gene Ontology annotation, biological process: actin filament bundle assembly; actin filament network formation. The record is from RefSeq and is a predicted model, not a curated record. NCBI's taxonomy places the organism in Eukaryota, Metazoa, Chordata, Actinopteri, Perciformes, Sebastidae. The transcript is spliced from 16 exons. Gene Ontology annotation, cellular component: cytoplasm; actin filament; actin filament bundle. Gene Ontology annotation, molecular function: actin filament binding; calcium ion binding.